Cavia porcellus (domestic guinea pig) is the source of this 1354-nucleotide messenger RNA. It is a transcript of the gene Slc25a4, whose product is annotated as solute carrier family 25 member 4. Gene Ontology annotation, biological process: negative regulation of mitochondrial outer membrane permeabilization involved in apoptotic signaling pathway; mitochondrial ADP transmembrane transport; mitochondrial ATP transmembrane transport. The transcript has 4 exons. Gene Ontology annotation, molecular function: ATP:ADP antiporter activity. Gene Ontology annotation, cellular component: mitochondrial inner membrane. The coding region runs from base 121 to 1017 and encodes 298 amino acids. The record is from RefSeq and is a predicted model, not a curated record. Lineage: Eukaryota; Metazoa; Chordata; Mammalia; Rodentia; Caviidae.
GGGCGAGGCGAGCGCCCCUCCGCGUGCGCAGGUCGGGACGGCGGCAGUGCCUGCCGGCCGUGGGCGAGAGCGAGAGCGGCUGCUGGCUUGCAGGCUGUGUGCGCCCGGCCGUCCGGCGUCAUGGGUGAUCAGGCCUUGAGCUUCCUGAAGGACUUCUUGGCAGGUGGCAUCGCCGCCGCCGUCUCCAAGACCGCGGUCGCCCCCAUCGAGAGGGUGAAGCUGCUGCUCCAGGUCCAACAUGCCAGCAAACAGAUCAGUGCUGAGAAACAGUACAAAGGGAUCAUUGAUUGCGUGGUGAGAAUCCCCAAGGAGCAGGGUUUCCUCUCCUUCUGGAGGGGUAACCUGGCCAACGUGAUCCGAUACUUCCCCACUCAAGCUCUCAACUUCGCCUUCAAGGACAAGUACAAGCAGAUCUUCCUGGGGGGUGUGGAUCGACAUAAGCAGUUCUGGCGCUACUUUGCCGGUAACCUGGCUUCCGGUGGAGCAGCUGGGGCCACCUCGCUCUGCUUUGUCUACCCGCUGGACUUUGCUAGGACCAGGUUGGCUGCCGAUGUGGGCAAAAGUGCAGACCAGCGUGAGUUCACGGGUCUAGGCAACUGUAUCACCAAGAUCUUCAAGUCCGAUGGCCUGAGGGGUCUCUACCAGGGUUUCAACGUCUCUGUCCAGGGCAUCAUAAUCUACAGGGCUGCCUACUUCGGAGUCUAUGAUACUGCCAAGGGGAUGCUGCCUGACCCCAAGAACGUGCACAUUAUCGUGAGCUGGAUGAUUGCCCAGACCGUGACUGCGGUGGCGGGGCUGGUGUCCUACCCCUUUGACACUGUGCGCCGUAGGAUGAUGAUGCAGUCUGGACGGAAAGGGGCUGAUAUUAUGUACAAGGGGACAAUUGACUGCUGGAGGAAGAUUGCAAAAGAUGAAGGAGCCAAGGCUUUCUUCAAAGGUGCCUGGUCCAAUGUACUGAGAGGCAUGGGUGGUGCUUUUGUAUUGGUAUUGUAUGAUGAGAUCAAAAAAUUUGUCUAAUGCAGUUAAAACUCAAGUUCACUGCCUUACAGUGAACUUGGUACACAAGUUCACAGAUUCAUUGUGUGGUUUAAUAGACUAUUCCUGCAGAAGGAGAAAAGCAGAUCUGGGAUAAAACCAGACAAAAAAGGAAUACCUCAGGCAAAAAAAAAAAAAAAAAAAAAAAAAAAAAAGCUUCAUUGAGUGUUCAUUAAACCACAAAUGUAUUUUGUAUUUAUUUUACAUUUAAAUUCCCUCAGCAAAUGGAAAAUAACUUACAAUACUUGUACAAUUAACCGAAGAGCUGAUAGUGAAGAAAUAACUGAAUGUGAAUCAUCAAUAAAGAUCACUUACUGCA